ACGUACCCGACAGGAAUCUUCUUGCGGGCUACCCACGUGCUUGCCGACUCAGUUCACCUGUAUAAACGCAACCUCGCCGAUCAUAUCUUCAAAUUCAGAAGUGGCCACCGCAAGAUGCUUUCAACUGUAAAAGGCGAACUGCCGUGAGGUGCGGUUUUGCCGACCGUGAUUCAGUCCUGCAAAGUGCCAACAAGGAAACUUGAAAUGGCUUUCAAUGUAAAACGGAGGAAUUCUACAAUUCAAUUUACAAUCUUUGGCCAGGUUACGCGCGGCAAGAUUUGAAAAAUUCAGAAAUAUGUUGACUGGCAUAGUGAUUUUUGUUGCUCUCUUGUGGAGUAUCAGACAGAGAGGGGAGCUUGCGAAAGCAGACGACAUUCCUUGGGCGUUGCGUUUCUUGGAAGAGCCAGCGGAUACAGAAUUUGCACACACUCGUUCAGCAAUACUGAAUUGUAAAGUGGAAGACAGGCCGAAGGCUACGAUCACCUGGCAAAUCGCUCGCACAGGUUACCCAAUCAACAAGAACAUCAGUGGAGUACGACACAUCUUGCCGAAUGGAUCCUUGUACUUUCCCGCCUUUACCGAAGACAAAUUUACAACAUCAGUACACAACACUGACUAUCAGUGUAAUGCAACAAACAGUGUUGGAACGUUAAUCAGCCGCGCAGCUAAGCUACGGGCAGUUAUAACGCAACCAUUCAAGGUGUAUGCACAAGACAACUUCGUUAUUCGUGGAAAUACAGCCGUUAUAAAAAGCGUGAUUCCAGAGCACGUACGUGAUUAUGUACGUGUUCUAUCAUGGCAUAUUAAACUUGACGUCAUCACGCUGGGAGGCAAAUAUUCUUUGAUGCCAUCCGGGGAUUUGGUCAUUACCAACGUGGACGAAAAGGAAGCAAAGGACACGACUUAUUACUAUACAGCAGUGAACGUUCUGACAGGAGAAAAGUAUUAUAGUAACCCAGCUAAAACAUUUUUAAAAGAUCAACAAGAAACCCCUCCCAGAAUACUAACCGAACCCUUCAACAUUACGGUACCAGAGGGAGAUACAAGUAAGUUACAGUGCGUUGCCGAAGGAUUUCCUAUACCUACAAUAGAGGACUACAGCUGGAGGAAGGACGGGGUCGUUAUUCAGAUGGGACACCGCUUUUCUAGAUUUGCGGGUGGAAGCCUGAAAAUUGAGUCCACGCAGUUUCAAGACCAAGGAUUGUACGAGUGCACUGUAAAAAAUUCCAAAGGCACGGAUACGUUGUAUAUGUAUCUUACUGUGCUGGUUCCCCUCGAAUACCUUGUUCGCCCUCAAAGAAAGGUGGCGCCAGUGUUAUCUUCAAAUACGGGAACCAAAAUGGAGUGUGAUGUCACUGGACAACCAAAACCUAACAUCACUUGGCUACAGAAUGGCAAAGUAUUUCCCGGCGAUGAACGGAUAACAGUUGAGCCAAAAAAACUCGUGUUCGCUGUGAUAUACAGCAAAGAUGUUGGUGUGUACCAGUGUAUCGCGGACAAUGGUCUAGAAUUAGCACAGAGCAAUGCUGUGCUCAUUACUGGGGAACGCAAUCCAUCAAUCAGAACGAGCGCUGACCGAGUAGUUCUAAAUCGUGGAGAAAGCCUCAGUAUAUGGUGCAAGGCCUUCAGUCAAUCCAGGCCAGAAGUCACGUGGUACCUAGAUAAUGUGAAGUUACACGAAGGAGACGAAUAUUCUAUGACGCGAGAACUAGAGACUGGGGGAAAUAAUGGAGAUGAGGGCACAAAGAGCACUCUGAGGGCGGACAGAAUGGACGUGAGAAGGACUGGUGAAUACAAAUGUGAGGCUUGCAAUAUCGGCAACUGUACAGCACAAGUUAUCGGGGUCUUUAUUGACGGUACAACAAACAUCACUUCAUUACCACCCGUUGUAAACGCAACUGUCGGCCAAUCCCUUCAGCUGCCGUGUAUAGCGAAAGGUUACCCAGUCCCUACAGUCACGUGGUCUAAAGACGGCAUUCGCAUUCCAUUUGACCAUUUGCAGUCCGUAUCAGAUGACAAUACAUUUCACAUCUCUAAGGUUCAAAAAGGAGACGCAGGUCGGUACAAGUGCACAGCGGUCAAUAGAAAUAAUAUCAGAGACGAGGGUUUUGUGGAUGUCACUGUUUAUGAACUUCCGAAUCCAAAAGUAGUGUCCCAAGACAAGUGGUUGGAAGGAAAAAGUGGUACUCUAGCUUGUUCAUCGAACACGCAUGACGGGUCAUUAAAUUUUCGCUGGCAGAAAGACGGAAAGGACAUUGUUGCCGUGGACGAUGCUGUUGCAAUUCAUCUGAUAAACGAGCGCAUGAGCAUGUUGGUAUUAAAACGUCUGACUGCGGCGGACUCGGGCGAGUAUACGUGCGUGGCUAGUAACAUAGCUGGGACAUCUAGCGCGUCUAAACAAAUGGUUGUAUAUGUGCCACCAUCCAUCCCUCAACAAAAUCCAAUUACUCAGCAAAUCCUCAAAACAUUCACGACCUACUUGACAUGCGUGACAUCCGGGACACCUCCUCCGCGUAUUGAUUGGUACAAAUAUGAGUCAGUUAGCGGCAAAUUCGUCCCCGUCCAGAUGGACAACCCUCGUUUUCGGAAAACGUUGAAUGGAACUUUGGUUAUAAGGGACGUGAGGGAAGAAGACGACGGAAAGUAUUCCUGUGCGGCGUACAAUGCAGUUUUUGAUGGAAGGCCGAGUAGUCAAGUGCGACUUAUAGUUCAUGCAGUGCCAGCCACUAUUGGAACUGCGCCCGCAGACACGGUGGCUAAGGUCUUCGAUGACGUCACGAUAACUUGUGUGACAGUGGGGAACUUGCCGAUUCAAUUAACUUGGUUUAAUGGAAGCAGGCAAAUGACUAAUAACUCCAGAGUUACAAUAAAAAUCUCCGAGGCAAAAGAGUAUUACAGAGUUAACAGUACGCUUCAUGUCCAGAAGCUGGUGCUACAGGACACCAAACAGUACUCAUGCAGGGUCACAAACAGAUUUGGAAGUGACACUAAGACGUUUCAAAUCACUGCUCAACAGAAACCAUCUACUCCCUCAACACCAGUCGUCAAGGAAACGGAAGCAACAUCCAUAUACCUGACUUGGAGCCCAAGCUUUGAUGGGAACGCACCGAUCAUUCGGUACAUUGUGGAGUUUAAACUGAGCACGAGAGACUGGCAAGAGGGUGAAAGGAGAGUCGCAAAACAUUCCACUGGUCUUCAAGUUGACGGACUGCUGCCUGCUUCUGAGUAUGAACUUCGGGUAUACGCCGAAAAUAAGCUAGGAAAAAGUGAGGCGAGCCAUUAUACAACUCGCAAGACACUUGAAGCGGCUCCAUCACAGGCACCAAAACUGAUCAACGUCACUGCUGUUUCGUCCAAAGAGAUUUACGUUGUAUGGGAGGCCCCUCCUGUUUCCAGCCGAAAUGGUGUGCUCCGAGGUUACUUUGUUCUGUACAGAGAAAACAAUAAGUACUAUCGAAGUAAAAACUUAACAGUGAGGGGUGGGGAAAGGAGAAAUUACGUCAUCAGUAAUCUUCAUCCUUAUAAGAAAUACAUCAUAGAGAUUCAGGCGUUUACCCGAGCGGGAGUGAGUCCGAGAGGAAGAGCGACGAAAGAAGUUCAAACAGAUGAGGAUGUCCCCAUUGAGCCUCCUCAGUCAGUCAUGAUCAAAGUUCUCAGCUCGCAAAGCAUGGAGGUUAAGUGGAAAGAGCCACCCAAGAACACUAUAAACGGGCAGUUACGUGGUCACCGAGUGUACUACUACAGCACCAAGAGCCCAAAUCAAGUGUUCAACAGAACUGUGACCAGAUCCAAUGGAUUUAAUGGACAGUGGAACGCCACUUUAACAGGACUGCGCAAGUUUACUACGUACAAGAUCAGAGUGGCGGCAUUUACUCGCGUAGGGACUGGUGUCAAGAGCCGUCCACGAGCUGCAACCACACUAGAGGACAUCCCAGGACCUCCAAGUAAUGUCCAGGCCAUCCCAGUUUCCAAGCAGACAAUCCGUGUAUUCUGGGAUCCUCCGUUAGAACCAAAUGGCAUUAUAAGAGAGUAUCUACUCUAUUACAGAAAGAGUAUCGCAGACUCGCUUCUCACUGACCCCACUGAAUAUGUGUUAAGUGGGAAUAUGACGUCAAAAUAUCUCCCUAAGUUAGAGUCUGAUACCGAGUAUAGUUUCUGGGUGAAAGCAAGCACUGCCAUCGGAGUUGGAGGCAAUUCUACGGUAGUCAGGCAAACGACGCAAGAAUCAAUUCCAGCCAACAUCUUUAACGACGAUUUACCGGUGACCCUUGCAACAAGAUCAACAUCCGCCAUCUUAGAAUGCGAAGCUUAUGGUUACCCUAAGCCUUCGGUGAUGUGGUACAGCAGUGGUCGUGAGCUGACAGACGUUACGAAAUACCGUCAGCUGACAAACGGCUCCUUAAAGAUCAUUAGCGUCAGAGAAGCUGACGCCGGGCAGUAUGAAUGCACGGCAAGUAACAAACUGGGACGGAAAACAGUUAUCAGGAAACUCAAAGUAAAAACGACGCCAUUACCACCGAAAGUGAUAGAAUUCAAAAUUCUCACUAAUGGUACCGCUCUAAAUAUCACCUGGCGCGAAUGGGGUGACGGAAACAGCCUCGUAACUAUGUUCAUUCUUGAAUAUAAAGUAAAGGGCGAAAAGUGGGAAGUCCAGUACAUCCUAAGUAACAUCAACUACUACCUGUUGUACAAAGUGGAUUUCAACAAAGUGUACUACUUCAGGAUCUCUGCGCUAAAUGCAGUAGGAAGAGGGACUCCAAGUGCAGUGCGUAAAGUUGUAUUUGGUGAUAGAAACACACCUAUUGUCACUUUGGAGAAAGUGGGAGACGUUGAAGCAGCAGCCCCCAAAAGAACUCCGUUUUAUCGCAAUCGCGCGUUCUUUGGAGUUUUGAUCGGUGUCGCAGCACUCAUUGUUGUCGUCAUUGUGUGUUUAUUGCUGGUCGCCUUUAGAGGAGGACGCAUUGAUCUCGACAAAUUUCACGACUGGAGGAAAUACUGGAAAGGGAAAAUAUUUCGCGAGCAACUUCCGGUCGACCAGGAGGAUUACGAUCAGAGCUCGAGGCGAAGUAACCCAGACCAGUCAGAAGGCAGUCCUGCGACUAAUGGUAACAUGGCAGAUUCCUCUUCUUCCUUAGACCCAACACGGUCCACGCACGGCUCUGAGAUCAGUCUCCCAACUAACAUGCUCCGCAAUCAUUUUGCUCAAGAGACUAUACUGGAGGAGGAUUACCCACCCCCUCCCCCUCCGUAUCACCCGGGGACAACAGGUCAGGCUCCACCAUAUGAAGGAAGCUUCAGUGACACUUCUUCAGAGGGAAACUUUAAUAAUCCAGUUUAUCACCGACCUAUUCUCCAUGACACUGAUUCAGCCGCUCGCGCGCGACGUUUUGCCGAUGCAAGCGAUCAUAGCGUGUAUCCCACUUUCUACACCACGCAGAGAUCGCUGAACGGAACUCCAGGCAUCGGGGUCUUAGGAUUCCGCGGACAUGCUGACGGGGGGUCUGAACUCGAUACAACCAGCAUAUCACGGACAAUGGAGUCUAAUAUUGACCUGCGACACUCAGCAGGGGCGAGUAGAUUAAGUAAAAGUAAAAGCCGCGGGCAAAGCCAGGAACUGGUUCAUCCGGUUUAUUCUCAAAGCCCGGCGUCCGGGGGACCGCGAUCACGUGACUCGGGCUUAGGCCCAUCACGGAAUGAACUUCGCCGAACAAGCGUUAAUUCUAAACGUGGCUCUAGUCAAGUGACGCCGGUAUUGCGACCGAUGCCAACACCCCAGCGGCGGGAGUCUGGGUCAUCAAAAGAACUCAGCCCCUACCACAGAGGCUAUGACAGAAGCUUAGGAUCGCGUGAUCCUCGCGCUUAUGAUUCGGCUUCUUCGGAGUACAGCUCGUCACGCGAUGAACUUAUAUCCGCGCUUGAGUUUGGAAAAAGACAUAACCUAGAUCAGUAUUAUGGGAUACCAACUUUGGAAACUACAUCGAUAUCUUCAAAUACAACGAACAGUAGCGAUCAAGACGGAAUAUGCAAGUUUACAGCCAGCCCCAGGCCUCUAGGUGACGGUUGUUAUGCACCUACUCCAGUUCACGCUCCUCCGUUUCACCCGAGAUCAAAAUCACGCGGAAAUGAGAAUUACAUUUAUGUCCUCGAUCCACGGCGACGCGGCGCUGAACGAAAUACGGCUGCUCAGCCUAAUAGUUCGAUGGUUUGACGUUCGCAUGGAAGCCGUCGUCAGAUUUUGAUCAGUUUUUUUUAUAUCAAAAUGGCGUCGAGAGUUUGAAUGAACUGCAGCAUUCAGAUUAAACGAUCUGUUUAAGGUACAUACUCCAGAUUUUGGAUCAAAACUUCCAUACAGGGAAAAACAUUUUCGUUUGUUUGGCUGAUAAAAAAUAUGAACAUCGUCGACACACAGUCCAGUAGUGUAAAAUAGUUGGGACUUCGAUUGAGGGUGAUAUCGAGAAAAAAAAUUUAGAAAGAUAAAAAAAUUCAUCUGAUGGAGAAAUGCUUCUUUCAAAGAACACGCUGGAAAUCACAACUGAUAAGUUCUCAUCUGCUGUCUCCUAACUAUUCUUUGAUCACCAUUUUUCUCUUAUUCAAAUUUCCUUAUCAGAACGUCAACAGACUUAGACAACAAAAUCGAACCUGAGAUGAGUUUCAUAGAAAAGAGAAAUUAAACCAUGGAUUUCAAAUUGAGUAAAAUAUUCAAAAUAACAAUGUACAGAAAUCCAAUAUAAUUAAGUAAUGAACAUUCACAGUGGUAUUGUAAAUAUGUAAGUUGGACAGUAGAGGAAGCUAAGAAAAUUAUAUGUAUGUCUAAGAAAGUUAGACAAGUUAUGUAAAGAAUAUAUAAAGCAACUUGGUUAUGAGUAGACUCUUGGACCUAACCCUUGAUGGAAUUUUAAAACCAAGUGAGAAUGAAAUUAAAUGAUAGAAUGGAGACAUUGGGAUCGUCUUUCCUUUUCGCAAUUUUUGGCGGGUCUAUAGUCAGCGAGGUUUACUCGUGUAUCGUGGAACAAGUAUUGAAAAAAGAACACAAAGAAAAGAAAUAAAAUGAAGAGAAAGCGGACUUUAUAAUGAGAACAGACGCAUUAAGAGAGAGAAAGGGCAUCCCUCUCCCGGACAAUUUUGAAAAUUAGGUCUUUGGAGGCACGAUUUCCAGCAUUUUGAGGGAUGAUUGUUGAUUGUUUUAUACCACUUAAACUAUAUCUGUUUUGAAUUAUUUUACACGAGUACUACCACUGUGGAAACCAAUUAAGAAAAUAAAACACAAGUUGCAGUUGUGUAAUUGUUCUCGCUCUGUGCUUUAAAAAUUCACGCUAGGAAAAAUAAAGACUUUUCUAUCA
Molecule: messenger RNA, 7340 nt
Organism: Stylophora pistillata
Lineage: Eukaryota; Metazoa; Cnidaria; Anthozoa; Scleractinia; Pocilloporidae
Product: cell adhesion molecule DSCAML1
Biological process (GO): cell-cell adhesion
Molecular function (GO): protein binding
Source: RefSeq, a predicted model, not a curated record